AUGAUUUGGCUUGAUUUCCAGACCGAUCCACCGUUGAGUCCAUCGCAAAUAGCGACAGAGAGGCCGGUGAAAGUGGAACGGGUCUCUACUCCACCGGAAUGUCACGACCUACCCACGCCAAGUUCCUACGACAUGUUCAACAUACCUGAAACGCUCAUGGCAUUAGAAAAUCAGGUUUUCUCCCACACGCCCAUCGAAGCCGACUAUUCGAUCAAUGCCACGAAAAGGCAGAUUAAUCUCCCGUUUGAAGUGGUGUUCCGAAGGCCUGUGUUGGUCAGCCCUCGAUAUCCGAUGAGGUUCACGGGUGAACGAAUACUGACCCCCGAAGAUCUUAUUGAUGGUACGUUGAAUUGUCUCAAAUGUUCUUGA
Cooperia oncophora is the source of this 369-nucleotide messenger RNA. NCBI's taxonomy places the organism in Eukaryota, Metazoa, Nematoda, Chromadorea, Rhabditida, Trichostrongylidae. The record is from the annotation of a GenBank genome assembly.